AUGCAGUGUGUUGCUCCUUCAUCGAGUAUUGGGUUCAAGUCAUUACACACGGUUUCCCACCGAAUCGUUCAACCAACUCAACUCACCGUUCAAUGUGUUGCAAGCAGGUAUGAUGCCGGGGCAGCCAACGCUACUAAUCUUCCCCUGUCAGCAGCAGCGCCGACCACCACCAACAACUUCGCAUAUGGAGGGGUUGUUAAGAGCAGAACCGAUUGGCAGAGCUCGUGUGCGAUUUUGGCUAGCAAGGUGGUGUCGCAGCAGCAGAACACCGAGAAAUCCAACGGUGCUGAUAAUAUAACUGUUGUCAACGGGCAUACUAGUUUAGAUCUAGUUCCGAUUGAUAGGUUACCGAAACCGCUCACCAUCGCCGAUCUAUCACCGGCGCCGUUGCACGGUUCGACGCUGCGCGUUGCGUAUCAAGGUGUAGCUGGUGCGUACAGUGAAGCUGCCGCCGGUAAAGCUUAUCCGAAUUGUGAGGCCAUUCCUUGUGAUCAAUUCGAGGUUGCAUUUCAAGCGGUUGAGCUUUGGAUUGCAGAUCGCGCUGUUUUGCCGGUUGAAAACUCUCUAGGCGGGAGCAUACAUCGGAAUUACGAUCUACUUUUGCGCCAUCGUCUCCACAUCGUCGGAGAAGUCCAGCUCCCUGUUCACCACUGCCUUCUAGCUUUACCAGGCGUCCGGAAAGAAUACCUCAACCGCGUGAUUAGCCAUCCGCAAGCUCUUUCUCAGUGCGAGCUAACUCUCACCAAACUCGGCUUAACCGUCACCCGCGAGGCUGUCGACGAUACUGCAGGAGCAGCAGAAUUCGUGGCGGCAAACAACCUCCGUGACACAGCGGCAAUCGCAUCUGCACGCGCCGCCGAGCUGUACGGCCUUAAUAUCUUGGCCGAUGGGAUCCAGGACGAUUCAAGCAACGUCACACGAUUCGUCAUGCUUGCUCGUGAGCCAAUCAUACCACGAGUCGACAUCCCGUUCAAGACAAGCAUUGUAUUCGCUCACGACAAAGGAACGUCGGUGUUGUUCAAAGUUCUAUCGGCGUUCGCAUUCCGGAAUAUCAACUUAACCAAAAUCGAAAGCCGUCCACAUCGCAACCGUCCGAUCAGGCUCGUCGGCGACGAGAACGUAGGAACGGCGAAACACUUCGAGUACUUGUUCUACGUGGAUUUUGAAGCUUCAAUGGCGGACGUUAGGGCACAGAAUGCAUUGGCCGAGGUUCAGGAAUUUACAUCAUUCCUCAGGGUGUUGGGUAGCUAUCCCAUGGACAUGACCCCUUGGUCCCCUUCUUCUCAAUGA
Lactuca saligna is the source of this 1290-nucleotide messenger RNA. NCBI's taxonomy places the organism in Eukaryota, Viridiplantae, Streptophyta, Magnoliopsida, Asterales, Asteraceae. The record is from the annotation of a GenBank genome assembly.